AUGACUGCCGGACAGUCAGAUGAACCUGAAAGAAUAAAUUUGGAUCAUAUGAUGGACAAGGCAAGAAAACUGUGGGAUAGAUCUCCUCAGCCAGUCAAGAGCUUCCCUUGGAACAGAGCAUUGGAAACUUUUAUCCAACUCAUACUUGACCUUAUCCUGGCAGUUAUCAAAUACUUGUAUGUACCUGUACUGGCAGUGACUGCCCUUAGUGAGAUGUCUUAUUGUGCACAUGAAAAGAAGCUAUAUCUUGUCCCUUUUCCUUUUCUUGUUGGUGUUGCCGUUGCGGGGGUCUUAAGAGAGACGGCAUUGGAAUCAUCUCCACUUCUCAAGAAUGCAGAGGUGCCCUGGCAUCUUAUUGCCGUUGCGAUUUUCUUCAUGUUGCUCAAGUUGCCAGGCCCGUAUUUCCCAUACUGGGGGCGCAUAUUUAUUCCACACUUCGCAAAUGGGGUAUUGUUGAGGACCCUGUGGUUUGCAUUUCUGUGGUACAGAAGGCCCCAGAAGACAUCAGGAACAAGCAAGCUCUAA
This is a messenger RNA of Ilex paraguariensis (yerba mate), 525 nucleotides long. NCBI's taxonomy places the organism in Eukaryota, Viridiplantae, Streptophyta, Magnoliopsida, Aquifoliales, Aquifoliaceae. The record is from the annotation of a GenBank genome assembly.